Molecule: messenger RNA, 1218 nt
Organism: Moesziomyces antarcticus
Lineage: Eukaryota; Fungi; Basidiomycota; Ustilaginomycetes; Ustilaginales; Ustilaginaceae
Product: phytanoyl- dioxygenase family protein
Exons: 2
Coding region: 1-1218 (405 amino acids)
Source: RefSeq, a predicted model, not a curated record
AUGUCGCCAGCUAUUAUCUCGAGGGGUGCUGCUUCGGCCACUGCCACAGCAGCGUCACGGCUGCGUGCGCUGGGUUACGACCCCGACGAGCUGCUGCAGCACUACCGCGACCACGGCUACAUCAUCCUCGAUGGUGUUCUCGCCUCAGACGCCUCCUCGCCCCUGCAUCUAGACUCGCUGCGCCGCCUAGCAGAUACGGCGACGCAGAUCACGCGCGCCGGAAAGUGGCCGCACCGCCGCAUCGUCGGUAACGCCUUCCCGCCCUUUACGCAGAACAACCGCGACAGCUGGGGCGUGCAGCACAUCAUGAACCCGCAGCUGGACACCGCCGCCUCCGCAUCGGCUGGAUCGAUGUCGAGUGUCUUUCAGCAGUUCUAUGCGAGCUCACCGCUUCUCGACGUGGCGUCUCUGCUCAUCGGCUGCCAAGUCGAGGCAAUGCAGAUGGAGCUAUUCAACCUACUCAUCAACCCGGCUUCGCACCGCUUUGCACUCGGCUGGCAUCGGGAUGACAUUCGUCCGGAUGUAUCGGAGCAGGAGGAAGAGCAGCGUCUUGAAACACCCACGUAUGGUGUGCAGUUCAAUACCGCGCUCUGGGACGACGACUGUCUGUUCAUCGUGCCGGGCACACACCGCAGACUGCGCACCGCUGCUGAGGUGGUAGCCAACAAUGCCAAAGCCCCACCUGCCGUCCAGGUCGACAGCGAAGGUGAGGUGGACAAGACGUUUGGUGAAGAUGGCGCGUGGAACGGUGUGGACCCACCCAACACGAUGCGCGUCAGGCUCAAGCCGGGACAGACGGCGUUCUACUCGCAGCGCAUCCUGCACAGGGCGAGCUACCUGCCGACAGCAAAGAGGGCCACGCUGCACGGAUGCUACGGCGACGCCUCGUCGGGUACAGGCGCAGCCGAACGCGCCAGGAACGUGCUCCAACACGGCGUCGAGUGGAUGCGCGAUGCACAUUUUGGAGCGAGUUUGCCACCAGUGCUCAAGCCAAGAACGCCCCCACCGGGUCAUCCCAAGGUGGCAGGUCUCGACGCCAAGGCUUCCGAGGCAGACACGCGCGACAGGCACUGGAAUCCCUGGCUCCUCCUCGCCAUCGAUGCGCUCUUCAUCCUCGCCGCCAUCUACGUCGCCAGAAACGGCCUGCCCAGAGCGAUAGCCGAUCCCAUCGCCAACGUGUGGCGAAAGGUCCCCAAGCCAGACGCAAAGACCGAAUGA